AUGUCCUGCUCCAGCCUGUGUGUCCCCAGCUGCGGGGUGGCCACCCCGGCCCCUCUGGCUGACACCUGCAACGAGCCCUGUGUGCGGCAGUGCCCCGACUCCACGGUGGUCAUCCAGCCCCCGGCCUCGGUGGUCACCUUCCCCGGGCCCAUCCUCAGCUCCUUCCCGCAGCAGAGCGCCGUGGGCUCGGCAGGAGCUCCCUAUGUGGGAGCUGGCUCCGGGGGCGCCUUUGGAAGCCGUGCGGGCUACGGGGCCCUUGGGGGCUAUGGAGGUUAUGGAGGCUGGGGCUAUGGAAGCCGUGGUGGCUACGGGGGUUGGGGCUAUGGAGGCCUUGGGGGCUAUGGGGGCUAUGGGAGCUGUGGCUACGGCGGCUGGAGCAGUGGCCACCGCUACCUGAAUGGCAACUGCUGGCCCUGCUAA
This is a messenger RNA of Vidua chalybeata, 420 nucleotides long. RefSeq names its product claw keratin-like. The transcript has a single exon. The record is from RefSeq and is a predicted model, not a curated record. Gene Ontology annotation, molecular function: structural constituent of cytoskeleton. Gene Ontology annotation, cellular component: intermediate filament. NCBI's taxonomy places the organism in Eukaryota, Metazoa, Chordata, Aves, Passeriformes, Viduidae. Bases 1 to 420 code for a protein of 139 amino acids.